Molecule: messenger RNA, 819 nt
Organism: Cylindrotheca closterium
Lineage: Eukaryota; Bacillariophyta; Bacillariophyceae; Bacillariales; Bacillariaceae
Source: the annotation of a GenBank genome assembly
AUGAGAUUAUCCGCCGAGCUCUUGGGUUCUGCCGAGCAACGGACGAAUCCAUUGGGGGAACGGGAGAUUGUAUUGAGGGGCCUUGCGAUACCAGCCAUUGAACAUUUGGCAGUCACCAGGGAUGCCUUUGAUGCCAUGGAUUUUACCGACAAUCGACUCACGCAUCUUGAUAAUUUCCCCAAACUGGAGCGAUUGGCUUGUUUGCUGUUGUCGGGGAAUGUCAUUGAAUCUUUGGAUCCUGCCAACAUGUCCAAGAACGUACCCAAUAUACAGUCGAUCGAUCUAUCCAAUAACCGUAUAUCAUCACUGUAUCAAGUGGGAGCUUUGGGGAAGGCUUGUCCGAAACUGCAAUUUUUGAGUCUCAAUGGAAACUCUGUCACAAGACGGCAGCAUUACAGGUUAUAUACAAUAAAGCAAAUACCGUCACUCAAGUUUUUGGAUUACACUCGGAUCACGAAAACAGAACGAGAACGGGCGGAUCGACUGGCCAAUAGUGCUGCUGGUGCGGCGCUCGAGAGUGACGUUCAAUCUGAAGCCAAGAAUGGCGUCAGCGGCAGCAGCACCGCCACAAAGACAUUUGUUCCAGGGGAGGGAGAAUCGGCCAAGGAAUCCUUUGUGACUAGUUUCACCAAAGAACAAAAGGAAGAGAUUCGAGACUUGGUGGCGAAUGCUAGUUCACCUGCCGAGAUUGAUGAGAUUGAACGAUCCGUAAAGCGGGGGAUAUUCCCAAUUUUUGCCCGAAAACGAAGUCUGGAUGAAACCCCAACAGAAGGAGACGAAGAAGAAGAAACAUCAUCCAAUAAGAAAAGUCGCGUCUAA